Molecule: messenger RNA, 9916 nt
Organism: Hirundo rustica (Barn swallow)
Lineage: Eukaryota; Metazoa; Chordata; Aves; Passeriformes; Hirundinidae
Gene: IGFN1
Product: immunoglobulin like and fibronectin type III domain containing 1
Exons: 25
Coding region: 346-8835 (2829 amino acids)
Molecular function (GO): protein binding
Source: RefSeq, a predicted model, not a curated record
GGCGGCACCGCGCCGGGACAGCGGCGGGAGGGAGGCGGCACGGAGGGAGAGGCUGAGGAGGAUCCAGCCCGGCCCAGUCCGGAGGGACCCGCACUGACCCCAGCCCCGGCUGCCGCAGCACCCGGCCGGAGAGGACAGACCAGGGUGACAGCCGCAGGUCACUGACAUCUGGGACCAGGGCACCCGCUGGAUGGCUAUGAAGAGCUCUGUGCUCUGAGUGAACAAAGGCACUGUGAGCCUGGAGACGCAGAAGUGACUUCCAGAGGAUCAUCUCAGAAGCUCAGCCUGCAGAGUGGAGAACUUGUAAUCUGUUUGUGCUGACCCCAGAAAGCAGAGCAAAGCAUCAUGAACAGCCAUCAGCCAGUAAAAAUCUUCAAGAAAUCUUCUAUCCCAGGAGUUGUUAUCACUCAGUUUGUGAAUGAUGUUCCACAAGGAUGCAGUACACCCGAUUUUGAGAAGAAACCACUCACUCUGACACUUCAGGAAGGUAAAAAUGCCAUUUUCAGAGCUGUGGUCAAAGGUGUCCCAGCCCCUGAGGUGAAAUGGUCACGUACACUAAAAGGAAUGGACGAUCCUGCCAAAUAUGAAAUGUCCUUCAACAGUGCUACAAAUGAAUUCAUUCUGGAGAUCAAGAGCCUGGUUCUGGAUGACAGUGAUUUGUAUCGCUGCUGUGCUGUCAAUGCCUAUGGAGAGGCCUCGUGCUCCGCUGGCCUCAGGAUCAUCCAAGUUGGCUUUAAGAAGAAGGCAAAAUAUGUUCCUGUUCAUGCUGCUGAUGAGCUCAAGCAGAUACUCCUGGCCUCCAGGAAGAUGCUGAGGAAGAGGGUUGUAGCACCAAAACCAAAGCCCCUGGACAAAGAAGCUGUGUGGCAGCUGUUGCUGCAUGCAGAUAAGAGAGAUUAUGAGAAAAUCUGUAUGAAAUAUGGAAUUGUUGACUUCCGUGGGAUGCUGAGGAAGCUGCAGGAGAUAAGGAAGGACACAGAGAGUGAACAAGACAAGUUAGUUCACAGUCUCAAAAACUUUGAACACAUCAGAGUCAACAAGGAGGGAAAUGCUACGUUCAGCCUGGAGAUGGAGCUGAAAAUCAGCAGCAGCAACGUUUACCUGCUCAAAGACGGCGAGCGGCUCCGGUACGGGACAGGGGAUGAGUACAGGAAGCACUGCCUGAGGAGAGUUGGGAGAAGGUACUACUUCACUGUCAAUGAUGUGCAGCCAGAGGACGCAGGGGUGUACCAGGUUAGGGUGGAGGACGUCCCUAUCUUCUCAACUGAACUGGAUGCUCAAGCCAUCCCGGUGCGGUUCCGGCAGCCGCUCUCCGACGUGCGCUGUGCUGAGGCCGGGGACGCCGAGUUCCAGUGUGUGCUGUGCACGCCCUGCCACGAGCCCCUGUGGCUGCACAAAAGCCACCCCCUCCAGGCCAGUGACAAGCACCAGAUCUCCGUGACGCCUGAUGGUCUGACCCACAAGCUGAUUGUCAGGAACGUGGGACCCUCGGACAGCGGCCUGUACACACUUGAUGCGGGACAGGGCUCCUCCAGUGCCUGGCUCCUCGUGGAGUAUCCCAAAGGAAAGAGGAGACAGGAUGAAGGAGAAAAGAUUGAAAGGGAGACAUCUGAGUGGCUGAAAGAAACAAUGGCAGACAACGAAAGGGCAAGGAAGCUUCGUCGCCAAGAAAAAGCUGCUGAGGAAAAUCGUCCUUCCUUUUCCACAUCUUCUGGUGUGGAGAAAAGUGGCUGGUACAGAACAGAUCAAGGCAGGGGCCAAGGCAGGGGCCAAGGACACUCCAUUGAUUCUGAUGAUGGAAGCCAAAGGUUUUUGGGAAAAGAAGGGCUACGCAAAACCCACAUAAACGGAGAGCUGGGGUCUGGGCAGUUUUCUGGAGCAGGUCUAGAUAGUGACUCAGCAGCCGAUGAUGGCAGCAUCUUUGGACUAAAAGGCUUAGGAGGCAGAAGUGGGUUAAAGGCUGUCCAUGGCAUGGAUUCUGUGUCAGGCAGAGCAGGUCCUGGUGGUGCAGUAGGAGGGGCAGGUGAAUGGACUUCUGUGGAUGGCAGAGGUGAAGGUAUGCUAGGUGCUGUUAACGUUGACAUGGAUGAUGGAGAAGGUUUGGGUUCUCAGCAUGACGAGGAUGGGAAUUUAGGUGAUGCCAGUUACAGAGCUGGUUUUGGGGGUCCUGGGAGGUUGAGUGGUGGAAGUUCUGUGCCAGAUGGGCUUGAUCCUAAUUUAGCUGGAGUUGCAGCUAGUGUGGGUGGUCUGUUCAGCAGGACUGGUCCAGGAACUGGAGCUGGGGGGAAUGCUGUAGGUGCUGGAAUGGCAGAAGGAUUGAGGUCCCACCAUGGCAAGGAUGGGCAUCCCACCAUGGGUGAUAUGAAUGGAGCAGGUAUUAACAGAGAGGGACAAACUGGGACUCCCUAUGGCAAGGAUGGCCUGACACCUCAUGCCAGUGGUCAGUUAGGGCAGGCAGGAAGAUCUGUCUCACUGUAUGGGCCAGGACGCCUUCCAGGUGGAGAUGGGGCUAUACCUGGUGCAGGCAAAAAUUCCACAGGAGAAAUGGAGGCUUUGUAUGGUCCAAAGGGUCAAACACUGGGAGCAGGUGCUGGUGGAGCUGGUGCAGGGGGAUUUGGAUCUCCCUAUGGAAAGGAUGGUCUCCCAGCUGGGGCUGGUUUUGGUGGUGUUGGUGCAGGAGAACUUGGAGCUCUCUAUGGGAAGGAUGGUCUACCAGCUGGGGCUGGUUUUGGUGGUGUUGGUGCAGGAGAACUUGGAGCUCCCUAUGGGAAGGAUGGUCUCCCAGCUGGGGCUGGUUUUGGUGGGUCUGGUGAUGCAGGGGGACUUGGAUCUCCCUAUGGAAAGGAUGGUCUACCAGCUGGGGCUGGUUUUGGUGGGGCUGGUGGUGCAGGGGGACUUGGAGCUCCCUAUGGAAAGGAUGGUCUCCCAGCUGGGGCUGGUUUUGGGGGGGCUGGUGCAGGAGAACUUGGAUCUCCCUAUGGAAAGGAUGGUCUUCCCAUUGGAGCAGGUGUUGGUGGGUCUGGGGGCGCAGGGGGACUUGGAUCUCCCUAUGGAAAGGAUGGUCUCCCAGUUGGAGCUGGUUUUGGUGGGGCUGGGGGUGCAGGAGGACUUGGAGCUCCCUAUGGGAAGGAUGGUCUCCCAGCUGGGGCUGGUUUUGGUGGGUCUGGUGAUGCAGGGGGACUUGGAUCUCCCUAUGGAAAGGAUGGUCUACCAGCUGGGGCUGGUUUUGGUGGGGCUGGUGGUGCAGGGGGACUUGGAGCUCCCUAUGGAAAGGAUGGUCUCCCAGCUGGGGCUGGUUUUGGGGGGGCUGGUGCAGGAGAACUUGGAGCUCCCUAUGGAAAGGAUGGUCUUCCCAUUGGAGCAGGUGUUGGUGGAUCUGGGGGCGCAGGGGGACUUGGAUCUCCCUAUGGAAAGGAUGGUCUCCCAGUUGGAGCUGGUUUUGGUGGGGCUGGGGGUGCAGGAGGACUUGGAGCUCCCUAUGGGAAGGAUGGUCUCCCAGCUGGGGCUGGUUUUGGUGGUGUUGGUGCAGGAGGACUUGGAUUUCCCUAUGGAAAGGACGGUCUUCCCGUUGGAGCAGGUGUUGGUGGGGCUGGUGGGGCAGGGGGACUUGGAUUUCCCUAUGGAAAGGAUGGUCUUCCCAUUGGAGCAGGUGUUGGUGGGUCUGGUGGUGCAGGGGGACUUGGAUCUCCCUAUGGGAAGGAUGGUCUCCCAGCUGGGGCUGGUGGUGUUGGUGCAGGAGGACUUGAAGCUCCCUAUGGAAAGGAUGGCCUCCCAGCUGGAGCUGGUGUUGGUGGGGCUGAUGUAGCUGGUGUAGGGGGAUUUGGAGCUCCCUAUGGGAAGAACAGUCUCCCAGCUGGGGCUGGUGUUGGUGGUAUUGGUGCAGGGAGACUUGGUUAUCCAUAUGGAAAGGAUGGACUCCCUGAUGGAUCAGGAGCUGGUGGAGCAGGUGGUGGUUUUGGAGGUGCUGGAUCUCCUUAUGGAAUGGAUGGUUUUCCAGCUGGAGCAGGUGCUGAAGGGACUGGUGCAGGGGGACUUGGAGCUCCCUGUAGGAAAGACGGUCUCCCAGCUGGAGCAGGUGCUAGUGGUGCAGCAGGAUUUGGGGAGGCCUUGGAUGAUAGUCGGCCACUUGGAGCAGGUGUUGGAGGUACUGCUGGUGCUGGUGCAGGGGGACUUGGAUCUCCCUAUGGAAAGGAUGGUCUCCCAGCUGGGGCUGGUUUUGGUGGGCCUGGUGCAGGACUUGGAGCUCCCUAUGGGAAGGAUGGUCUCCCAGCUGGGGCUGGUUUUGGUGGUGUUGGUGCAGGAGAACUUGGAGCUCCCUAUGGGAAGGAUGGUCUUCCCAUUGGAGCAGGUGUUGGUGGGUCUGGUGGUGCAGGGGGACUUGGUUCUCCCUAUGGGAAGGACGGUCUCCCAGCUGGGGCUGGUUUUGGUGGGCCUGGUGCAGGACUUGGAGCUCCCUAUGGGAAGGAUGGUCUCCCAGCUGGGGCUGGUGGAGCUGGUGCAGGUGGACUUGGCAAGGCUUUGUAUGGUCCAGAUGGUCAGCCACUUGGAGCAGGUGUUGGUGGUGCAGGGGGAGUUCCAUCCUAUGGAAAGGAUGGUCUCCGAGUUGGUGUUGGUGCAGGGGGAGGUGGGGGUCCCUAUGGAAAGGAUGGUCUCCCAGUUGGAGCUGGUGUUGGUGGUGCAGGCGGAGUUCCAUCCUAUGGAAUGGAUGGUCUCCCAGUUGGAGCUGGUGUUGGUGCAGGGGGAGGUGGGGGUCCCUAUGGAAAGGAUGGUCUCCCAGUUGGAGUAGGUGUCGGUGGUGCAGGCGGAGUUCCAUCCUAUGGAAAGGAUGGUCUCCCAGCUGGAGCUGGUGCUGGUGGUGCAGGGGCAAUUGGGGGUCCCUAUGGAAAGGAUGGUCUCCCAGUUGGAGCUGGUGCUGGUGGUGCAGGGGCAAUUGGGGGUCCCUAUGGAAAGGAUGGUCUCCCAGUUGGAGCUGGUGCUGGUGGUGCAGGGGCAGUUGGGGGUCCCUAUGGAAAGGAUGGUCUCCCAGUUGGAGCUGGUGCUGGUGGUGCAGGGGCAAUUGGGGGUCCCUAUGGAAAGGAUGGUCUCCCAGUUGGAGCUGGUGCUGGUGUUGGUGGUGCAGGGGCAGUUGGGGGUCCCUAUGGAAAGGAUGGUCUCCCAGUUGGAGCUGGUGCUGGUGUUGGUGGUGCAGGGGCAGUUGGGGGUCCCUAUGGAAAGGAUGGUCUCCCAGUUAGUGCUGGUGCUGGUGUUGGUGGUGCAGGGGCAGUUGGGGGUCCCUAUGGAAAGGAUGGUCUCCCAGCUGGAGGUGGUGCAGGAGGAGUCGGGGGUCCCUAUGGAAAGGAUGGUCUCCCAGCUGGAGGUGGUGCAGGAGGAGUCGGGGGUCCCUAUGGAAAGGAUGGUCUCCCAGUUGGAGCUGGUGCUGGUGGUGCAGGAGGAGUUCCAUCCUAUGGAAAGGAUGGUCUCCCAGUUAGUGCUGGUGCUGGUGUUGGUGGUGCAGGGGCAGUUGGGGGUCCCUAUGGAAAGGAUGGUCUCCCAGUUGGAGGUGGUGUUGGUGGUUCAGGAGGAGUUCCAUCCUAUGGAAAGGAUGGUCUCUCAGUUGGUGCUGGUGUUGGUGGGGCUGCUGGUGAAGGAGGAGCUGGAGCUCCCUAUGGAAAGGAUGGUCUGCCAGCUGGGACUGGUCAUGGUGGUGCAGGGGGAGUUGGGGGUCCCUGUGGAAAGGAUGGUCUCCUAGCUGGGGCUGUGGCAGGAGCUGCUCGUUUUCCUCUUGGAGGUGAGGAAGCCAUGGCAUCUGGCCAUGGCGUGGAUGCCAUGCUGAGCAGAGCUCCAGGAUAUGCAGGUGGGGCAGGAGGAGAGGGCUUUUCCAGGGAAGGCUCUGCACUGUGGGGUGCAGGGUCUCCCUAUGGCAAAGACAGAGGAUCGGCUGGAGCCAUGGCUGGUGCAGGUGGGGUUGGGAGGUUGGGAGGGGAUGAAUGGGAUUUGGUCCAUGGUAAAGGAGGUGUGGGAGGUGCUGGUGGGCCAGGUGGUGAGUAUGGGCUGGAUGCACAUCUUGGCAGACCUUCAAGAGGUGAAACUGGAAAGGGCACUGCCAGUGAUGUCAGAGGGCCAGGGAACAAAGGUUCAGCUGGUGACAGAGAGUACCUGUCAGGUCCAGAAGGAGCCAGGAGAGAGGGCAGAGAUUUCAGUCAGUUGGGCUCUCUUUAUGACACAAAUUCUGCCUUUGGAGGGGCAGGGAGUAAAUUCCAUGACAGAUCUGUUGACGGGAGUAGUUCAGGUGGGUUUGGUCAAGGUCCCCUGAGUUAUGGCCAGAUGCCAGGUCCUCUUGGUGGACCUCCUUCAGCAAACCAGAGAAACCAGGAACCUGACCUGGAUCUUAAAGCAAAUGAUUCCCUGAAGAACACAGAAAGCACAGGACAAAAGAGACAGAGUAUCCUGGAUAAUCUCAAAGUCCCGCGCUGUUACCUCAACAAGCAGCUGGCAACCGUGCGAGUGCUGAAGGGGGAUCCAGCUGAGCUGUCCUGCACUGUCAGCAAGGACAACGUGACAGGAGUCUGGUUUAAGGAUGGCCUGAAGUUAACAAGCAUGGAUGGAGUCAUCUUUGAAAAGAAAGGUCUUGUCCACAAAUUGAUCAUUAACAAAGCUGAAGAUAUUCAUGCUGGGAAAUACAGGUUUGAAGGUGGAGAUGUAAAAACUGAAGCUUCAAUUUUUGUUGAAGAUCCUCCCCGGGUGGACAAAGUCCUCCUCAAGAACUUGAGCAGUGUCCCCACUGUGGCCAAGGCUGGGGAGGGGGUGAAGCUGCAGAUCCCAUUCGAGGGUCGGUGGCCCAUCAGGGCAGCGUGGCUGAAGGACAGGAUGGAGCUGGGGAAUGACACCAGGAUCCGUGUGGACAAGACAGACACCUGCACCACACUGUCCAUCUCCAGCUGCGACAGGACGGACUGUGGGGAUUACAAAGUCAGGCUCAAGAAUGACAGUGGUGUCCUGGAGAUCAACCUAAAGCUCGUGGUGAUAGACAAGCCACAGCCCCCAGCAGGACCCAUCAAAAUUGUAGAAAGCUCUGCUGACAACAUCACGAUCGAAUGGAAGCCCCCAAAGGACGAUGGGGGCAAACCAGUGCAAAGGUACAUCGUGGAGAGGCAGCAGGUGGGCAGGAAUGACUGGGAGACUUUGGGAGAAACCCCCAGGAGCUGCACCAGCUUCACCACAAGCAGAGUGGAGGAAGAGAUGAGCUACUACUUCAGGGUGAGGGCCAUGAAUGCCGAGGGAGUGAGCGACGCGCUGGAGUCAGGGGAAGUGAAGGCUGCUGGUAAAGCUUGCCCUGGUGCCCCAGAUCCCCCCGAGAUCAUUAGUGUCAGCAGGGACGCCAUCACCAUAUCGUGGAAAGCUCCUGGUAAAACCGGUGCUUCCCAAAUUAUGGGAUACGUUGUUCAGAAGCGCAAGAAGGGCACUGUGACCUGGCUGCCAGUCACCAACGGGCCUGUCAAAGACAAGAAGCUGAAGGUGACCAACCUCAAGAAGGGUGUGCAGUAUGAGUUCCGUGUGGCAGCUGUCAAUACUGCUGGCACAGGACAGCCCAGUGACCCCUCAGAGCCUGCCUUUGCCCGGGACCCCACCAAAUCUCCAGGCCAAGUGCAGGACCUUAAAGUGAGCAGCAGUGACAGCACCAGUGUCACCUUGACAUGGAACAAACCUGAAGUACAAGAUGGGAUUGAGGUGAAAGGCUACGAGGUGGAGAUGAAGCCCUGUAACAGCCUCAGCUGGACCAAGUGCUUCACCCUCCCAGCACAGAGCACCUCGUGCAGGGUCCAGGGCCUGCAGGCUGGGGGGAAGCUGCUCCUGCGCGUCAGGGCCCUCAGCGACAGCGGCCCCGGGGAGGCCUCGGAGCUCGAGGCUCGUGCUGGAGCUGCUCCCGUGGUCUCUCCCAGGUUACUGAUAGAUGACACAGUGAAAAGCUUCCUGAUUAUAAAAGCAGGGAAUCCCAUCCGAGUGAAGAUUCCCUUUGAGGGAUCUCCUGAGCCAGUGGUGACCUGGUUAAAGGAUGGGCUCCCCCUCCCCAGCCGGGCUGACGUGAGCACCGAGGAUGGAAUCACCCAGCUGCUGCUCAGGGCAGCAGAGUUCUGUGACAGCGGCACCUACACUGUGGAGCUUGGGGAUGGGCUGGGGGAAAGGGAAACCUUCAGCUUCCAGGUUCAAGUUAGAGAUAUCCCUCAGCCCCCUGGAGCCAUCCGGCUGGAGGAGAAUGUGCCCAACACAGUGACAGUGACCUGGGACCCCUCAGCAUCCGAGCGGUGGGAGAAGAACCUGUAUUACACCAUCCUGAAGCGGGAAUCCCAGAAGGGGCUGUGGCAUGUGCUGGGGGACCUGAUCUACAACAACAAGUUCACCUUCACCAGGGUGGUCCCAGGCAGGGAUUAUUACUUCAGGGUCGUGGCAAAAAAUGACCUGGGAGCCAGCGAUCCAUCAGAAACUGUGCAGCCCUGGAGGAUCUCGAAAAAAAAGGCCGAAUUUCAAGUGAAAGAACAGAAAUACAGGGGAGUUAACCAGAACCAGCCCCCGAGGUUCCUGGUGCCUCUUAAGUCCCAUGUGGUGGUGACGGGCAGCGAGUGUCACAUGAGCUGUGCUGUUGGAGGCCACCCUCCCCCAAAAAUCACAUGGUACAAGGACAGCAGAGACCUCUCCGGAGAUCCCAACUACUUCUGCACGAACGACUUUGGAGUCUGCUCGCUGGUGGUGCUGGGGGUCACCAAGCAGGAUGAGGGGGAGUACAUGGUGGAAGCCAGCAAUGGAGUGGGUCGUGCCUUCAGCAGAGCCUUCCUUGCCAUCAAAGACUCCUCCCUGUAGCGUGGCGCUGCUGAGACAUCCCUGCAUGGCUCUGAGGAUGAGAAGCUUUUGGUGAGGACUCCUCCAUAUGAAGGCUGUGAAUUUAUUGUCAGAUGUUCUUCACAGUCUGAGGGUGUUAUUUUUCAGAUCUAGUAACUGCACUUUGAACAUGAUGCUGCAUUACCAUCCAUACUGGGGGGAAAAAAGCUUUAAGAGCACUGUAUUUUUUUUUUUUAAUGAUCAGGCUUUCUAUGAGACCUUUAAAACAGCUUCAGGAAAACAGAUGAUGAGAGGAAAAAUAAUUGGCCAAAAUGAGACUUUCCGUGGAGAGCACAGGUGGGAGAGAACAUCCUGCCACACCACUCACGCACAAGGACAUUUCUGAACAUCCGGGAUCUCUGGUCUUUUCACAUACGCAUUUUCAAGCCAAAGCAAUCACUUUGGAUUCCAUGUGAUUCUCUGCAGGUUUGACAAAUCUGGCAGAAGCAAUUCUGCAUGUGUUCUACUACCACUAGCAGCUAAGUAGAUUAUCUUCCCUAACCCCUAAGUUCAAAAGAGCAUCUGCCUGCCCGCUUUGUCUGGGCAGGAGAUGAAAUCUCAGACCAGCCUGGCGUGGGGUAGGUGAAACUCCCAGUGCAAAUGCACUGGUGGGAAGGACUGGAAGUCUAUAACCAGUGUGUGAGCUGAGCAACUCCCAAAACCCACAGCAUGUGCUGUACAAAGGCUGUGCCAGUCCUGAAACACCCCCCCCCAGCAUCACCUGUGCAUCCCAGCUGCCCCUGGUCAUGGCAGUGCUGGGAGCCUUUUGCCUUGUGCAGAAAGAGGUGAAAAAUCCUUCCUGCCUGACCAGAAAUAUGAGAGACCCCCAGGGACCUGCUGCCAUGGCCAGGUUUCCCAUCAUUGGGCCUGGACAGCAAAAUGUUCUGGUGGCUGUAGGAGGGUGUCACAGCCAGAGCACCAAGGGUAUUUUGUGAUAGGAGAGCGCAGAGCCAAACACUGUGGGGCUGGAAUGUUCCUUGGGAUUACAUUUUGUACAGUGUUGUACAAUGUUGUACAGAUGUAGCAGCAGUAGAUAAUGAAAUUAAACCGCAAUAAAGUGAAA